Molecule: messenger RNA, 474 nt
Organism: Vicia villosa (hairy vetch)
Lineage: Eukaryota; Viridiplantae; Streptophyta; Magnoliopsida; Fabales; Fabaceae
Product: actin-related protein 2/3 complex subunit 3-like
Exons: 2
Coding region: 1-474 (157 amino acids)
Biological process (GO): regulation of actin filament polymerization; Arp2/3 complex-mediated actin nucleation
Cellular component (GO): cytoskeleton; Arp2/3 protein complex
Molecular function (GO): actin filament binding
Source: RefSeq, a predicted model, not a curated record
AUGAAGGAGCAGCGAAAAACACCCACACCAUUGAAACCAAAAACGGCGCGACGCUUACUCCCUCCGACUCCGUCUCUUACUCCCUCCAUUUCAUACCUCCACGAAGUCUGCCAACCACCAUCACAAUCAUGCGAACAGACGACACCACCACCACCACGAGUCCACGAGUCUUCCGUCUUCGAUUCUGAAUUGAUUAUAAAUGUUAUUGAUAUUAUGGAUGAUGCUAUCACAUUCUUCAGAGCCAAUGUAUUCUUCAGAAACUUUGACAUCAAGAGUCCUACUGAUAAGCUUCUAAUAUACUUGACUUUUUACAUUAAUGUUGCUCUCAAGAGACUUGAAGGUUGUAGAACUUUGGCUGAAGGAACCAAAGCGGUUAUUAACUUGGGUCUUGAAAAUGUUCCUGUACCUGGAGAGCCUGGUUUUCAUUUUCCGGGUCUUUUUGUCAUUCCUCCGUCAAAUAAAGAAGCAGGUUAA